CAAACCAAUGCCUGGUGUUUUGUGGUCAUGGUCUGUCCGCUCCAUAUUAAUUCCCGCCAUUUCCUCGCGACCUCUGUUUGCAAAACCGAAGGAAGGCACAUAUAUGCAAACGGCCUCGUCCCAUUUUACGCACGGCCUUUGUCGACGUACGCCGGCCUCUCGCUGGAUCGAUCGGAGCUCUCGCGGCGGCCGGCCGGAUCGAUCCCUAGCUGCUACGUAGGGGUAGCUAAUUAAGUAAUAAUCAAAGCCGAAAUGGGGAAGCGCAGCGUGCCCCGGUACCCGGAGGAAGAGGACUCCGGCGGCUGCUGCGGCUGCCUGUGCUGGUGCUGCUGCUUCCUCUUCUUCAUCAUCGCUGCGCUGGCCGGCACGGGGGCCUACCUAUUCUACGCCUACAAGCCCAAGCCGCCGUCCUACUCCGUGAACAACAUGGCCGUCUCGCAGUUCGAGUUCAGCUCCUCCGACCUCACGCUCUACACCAAGCUCGUGGCCUCCGUCCGCGCCGAGAACCCCAACGACAUGAUCGGCAUCAAGUACGCCGAAGGCUCGCGCACCGUGGUGUCCUACCGCGGCACGCCACUGUGCUCGGGCCACCUCCCGACCUUCUUCCAGGGACACAAGAACGUCACCGUCAUGGAGAUCGCCAUGGAGGGCCGCCACGGCUUCGGCUCAGGUCUGCAGGGCGCGCUGGAGGAGAGCGAGAAGUCCGGCAACGUGCCGCUAGACAUCUUCGUCAGCGUGCCCGUCGAGCUGCAACUCGGGACCUUCAACCUCCGGCAGAUCAAGGUCAACGUGCACUGCGCCCUCGUCGUCGACAGCCUCUCGCCCAAGAAGAAGCCUACCAUCAAGUCGGCCACUUACCAGGGCAACGUAGAGUUCUGAUGAUUAACAACUCUGAUCAAUUAACUGUUUGCUCUUUCGGAUCGAUAUUAACCAAUUGAUUGUUCACGUACUGGAUCGAGCUACGAAUACAUAUAUAUACACUUACUGCAUUAAUUCUUGUCUGUAAUUACUGGAGUACUAUAUUCUCUAGUCAAUUGGGUUCCA
Brachypodium distachyon (stiff brome) is the source of this 1044-nucleotide messenger RNA. Its product is annotated as NDR1/HIN1-like protein 6. NCBI's taxonomy places the organism in Eukaryota, Viridiplantae, Streptophyta, Magnoliopsida, Poales, Poaceae. The coding region runs from base 253 to 879 and encodes 208 amino acids. Gene Ontology annotation, cellular component: plasma membrane. The record is from RefSeq and is a predicted model, not a curated record. The transcript has a single exon.